Messenger RNA from Cajanus cajan (pigeon pea), 1091 nucleotides. RefSeq lists its product as uncharacterized. The record is from RefSeq and is a predicted model, not a curated record. Lineage: Eukaryota; Viridiplantae; Streptophyta; Magnoliopsida; Fabales; Fabaceae. Gene Ontology annotation, molecular function: zinc ion binding; nucleic acid binding.
UUGUUCAUGUCAUUGAAAGGCAGAAAGGCAUGGAACACUACAAUUGGCCUGACUCGCUGCAAACCGAAAUCCCACUCCCUUCUUACCCACAACCUUCAGCACUCUCACCAUAUCCUCUUCCACCACCUGUCACUGUCCAUUACGCUAACUCUCAUCUUCAAAACCCUAAACCCCCUUUCUCUCUCUCUCAACCUUCUCCUCCUCUCAACCCUCCCGGGGUUGAUUUCACCCCCCAAUUCAACCAUCUCUCCUACGUCGAUCAUGCGCCCCUUCCCAAUUUCACCUACCCUCAGACCCAUGUCGUCGCGGAUUCCAACUUGUUGGUGACGCCUCCUGGCUAUUACUUGCCCCAGGAUUGGGCUGCUAGAGACGUUGUCAGGCAAUAUGGCACUGAUCCCGCUGUUUAUGCGCCUGGAAUCCCUAUGCCAUCCAAUGGCUCACAACAAUUGGUUAUGCCAAUUCCUAACUACACAUUGCAGACUAAUACCACAACUCAACCUCAUGGCAAUGGAACAAGGAAGAAAAACCCAAAGAAAGCUAAAACUAAGAUUGUGCAAUCUGCAUAUUGUGAAGUUUGCAAGAUAGAAUGCACGAGCAAGGAAGUACUGGACCAACAUAAAUUAGGAAAGAAGCACAAGAAGAACUUGGGUAAACUAAGAGAAUCAUUGGCACCAACCCAAGUUCAACCAUCUAAGCCAUCUAAUCCUAUAAUAGGACCCCAAUUACCAAACGACAAGAAGAAAUCUGCAAGUGGGAAUAAGAGUAAGAGGAAAACAGUUGAAACUGUAGAGGGUUUGCAUAAAAAGAAAAAAAGGGUUAUUGAUGGUGGGGCAGCAGCUGAAGCACUUAGGAUAUGUACUAUAUGUAAUGUGGUGUGUAAUAGUGAGAUCGUUUAUAAUUUUCAUCUUGUAGGACAAAAGCAUGCUGCUAUGAAGAAGAAAGCAGCACAACCAUCACUUAUUUUAGCAGCUGAUCAAACACAAUCCAGUGCCUGUUGAAUUUCCCCAUGUAUUUAAGAGCAUCACUUAUUUAGCACCUCCAUUCUACAUUUGAAUAGAAUAUACAUUACUUAAAAGUUUCAUUUGAUUUUA